Messenger RNA from Galleria mellonella (greater wax moth), 2907 nucleotides. RefSeq names its product CD209 antigen-like protein C (gene tfc). Gene Ontology annotation, biological process: biological process involved in interspecies interaction between organisms. The record is from RefSeq and is a predicted model, not a curated record. The coding region runs from base 240 to 1058 and encodes 272 amino acids. Gene Ontology annotation, cellular component: external side of plasma membrane. Gene Ontology annotation, molecular function: carbohydrate binding. Lineage: Eukaryota; Metazoa; Arthropoda; Insecta; Lepidoptera; Pyralidae. The transcript is spliced from 5 exons.
CCAACACCUGCGUCGGAGUCUCUCAGUUUAGUUUUCAAAGGCCGCGACGCACGCGCUCCCCCGAACGCGGCCGACGACAUUGUCCGCGCGAAAAUGAAAUCGAGUUUCUAAAUUUGAACAUUCAAAUUAAUAUCGAAACUUUACAUUUUAAAUUCUGAUUUUUAAGCGGCAAAGGAGUUCGUUUGAGUGAGACGUUUCUAACUUUAUAGUAUUAAUAUUUAAAGUGUUCGUAUUUAAAAAUGAAGUUAAUAUUUGUUAACAACAUACCCGGCGUUUUGCUGAUGACACUAGUAUUAUUAACUAGUGCUCAAAGAACGUCGCAUAAUCUCAGAGACAUCGACUUGCACGAACUGGCGCGGCAGAACAAGAUCACAAAACAAAUACUGGAAGCCUUCAUCCAGAAGAAAUUGGGACUGUCAAAGGGUUACGUUAAACCGCCGUCGAUCCAGGAGAUCCUGCCGAUAAAGAAACCAGAAGAGAGGAAGUACCCAAGACAAUCAAACCACAGUGAACAUUAUCAAGAACCGCAGGAAUACCCUGAAGACGACAGCUUGCAGUUUGUUGAGAGCGAACAAAUCAAUUCAAUAUACUCCGAAGAAUGUACGAGUUGCAACGAUGACGAGCUGGGUGUGACGCGGUGGACGAUGCCUCUGCUCAAAACAGGGGAGAAACGGUACUAUUUAGGAAUAUUUUUUAAGGCGAACUGGUUUAAAGCGCAGCAGUACUGCAGAUUCCACGGCAUGCACCUGGCAUCGAUAUCCUCGCAACAGGAGAACGACAAACUUGAGCAAUACGUCAAAGACUCUGGUUAUGGACGCGAGCAUUUCUGGACAUCGGGUACGGACUUGGCCGAAGAGGGCAACUUCUUCUGGAUGGCUAACGGCAGACCGCUCACGUUUGUCAACUGGAACGCGGGUGAACCUAACAACUUUAGGUACGAAAACGGCGAGGAGGAGAACUGCUUAGAACUGUGGAACAGAGACGACAAAGGCUUGAAAUGGAACGACUCACCGUGCUCAUUCGAAACAUACUUCAUUUGUGAAGUUCGAUCGGAUUGAUGAUUGCUAUAAAAUGUUAUUUAGGCUGUCUGCAGACGACAUGGCUCGCACACGAGCGGUAGAGUUGAUUAAAUAAAGAAACGUAGAAAGAAAUAUAAAAGAGAAAAAGAAUAGUGUCAUAUAUAUUAGAGAGAGGUAACAAAUCAUUCACAACAGUAAUAAUCUAUAUCUGUAGAGUAAAGGGGUGACUAAGUUUUAUUGAAAUUCUCUGUAAAUGAUAUUAGUAACAAAUGAGAUCUUUCAAUAAAUUAAUCGACAUUUUAUUUGUACUACCGUUGAACAUUCGCAAAAUAUCUUCUAAUUGAGUUAAUUAUUCGUUUGUUUACAUUUUCAUUAAGUUCUAUUGAAAGGAAAUCUCUAUAGAUUUACAUCAAAUAACUAUUUGUUUUUUGAUGUUAUGAUGUUGUUGUUGAGAAAUUAACAUAAUUCUGAUUAUGUUUAUGAAGAUCGAAGAGUAUUGAAUAAAAUUCAAUAUUAAUCUAUCGCAUUUAGUCCAAAUAAAGCUCAUUCAGAUCUUUUGCAACGCAGUGAGCUAAUUGCAGUUCAAGCAGUAAUACUCGUAGUUACGUAAAUAUCUAUUAAUUUCGUAACUUAAUUUUUUUCCAAUUAAUUUACAUUACAAUCACUCUAUUAGUUUGUCAUUACAGUCUGUACGUACAUAAGUACGUUAUACUGCAUCCUGUGUCUGUAGUCGAUCAGCAGACUCUUUACUAUAAUAAUUGGCAUAUCAAUAGAAUAAUAAAUCAAUCCCCUUCAUUAUGGGAACGAAUCGAGCAACGGAUCGUAUGGCAAAUUAUGUCGUUUUGUAGACAGUUUUAGUUUUUUGUGAUAGCAUUUUCAUAGAACAGUUUAGAUAGCUAGGGGGCGCCAUCUUUUUAUUUUAUAAAUGUGAAUCUCGUAAUAAUUAUCAAGAAAUAAGAAUCGAGUAUAGGUACUGUACAUAUUUGUAAUUUAGUAUACAAUUGAUUCUACAAAACAAUUUAUGUACAUGGUGUAAACUUAUUUCUUUAAAUAACUAUCUUUUGGAUAAAAAAAAAUCUAUAAAUUGUUUUAUUAUAACAUUGAAGAAGUGUUGUAAAGGUAUUGUGUAAGAAAUGUAAUACCAAUGAAUAUCUGUAGUGAGAUAUUUAGUCACUGUGAAUCUAUUGCCUUUCCUUAAAGCGACUGACAAAUUAUACAUCUACACGGAAAGAAAAUAUGCAAAACAUAAUUUAUGAUCACAGCUUCAUAGUGACUUCUAUACUAUUGUUAAAACUAAUGUUCAUUUUUAUGCGCUUACUAUGUUUGUCGUUUUCGACAAUUGUUUCGACUUCAUCCUGAAGUCUUCUUCGAAGGGAGUACGAUCGCAACUACUCUCCCCGCACUUCCAGAUUAAGUCGAAACUACUGUCGGAAACGACAAACUUAGUGAGUUUUUUAAAUUCCCGUUAUAUAUAUACAUAUAUAGACUUCUAUACUAUUAUGUACCUAAAAUGAACGAAUUAGCUAUAAAAUGAACGAAUGCUAAAAUCGAAUCGAAAAAAAAAUGUAUAAUAUAAAAAUACAUGUAUAAAAAAAAUUACGACGGAUACUUGGUCAGUACAAUUAUAAAUGUCUAGGCUAAGUGUGUGGUUAUUUAUUUUAUUUUUAUUCCGAUUUUCAAAUACCUACUAUAAUUUGUAGAUAUCAUAAAAAAAUUAAAUUAAAUUUCGAAUUUUCAUUUUUGCAUAAUAAACCAACGAGCCUAUGGUUCAAGGGACACGAUCUGGUGUGUCUAUAGUCAAAAGUAGUAGUAAAUCUGUAGUUACCCUAAUUUAAGUAUUAUUGUAUAAAUUUUUAGAUUAAGAAUGAUUAAUAAACAAGAAAAUUUA